AUGUCUCCGGACUCGUGGUCCGACGCGGACAGUGUAUCGCAACAUUCCCACAUGUCGCAACAAGAUGAUUCACUUGAUCGGCAGUUGCUGCGCCAUUUGAUGCGACGCUAUGGUCGCGAUGGUAUUGCUCAAUUAAUGGAUGAGGAGGCUACUUCACCUGCCAUUAACAUCAACGAUGCUGCGUCGGUCAUCUCCUCCAGUACUUAUUCAUCAGUCAAGUCGGAAGAAACCCCUAGCGUUUUCGAUGCGGCAAGCAUACGAACUUACUCGUCCGACAACUCAUCCCUCCGAGGGAGUAUCAUCUCUAAUGUAUCGGCCCGUACUGCGAAGUUGCUUGGUCGCAAAGCACCUCGCCCUUCCAUUACCCACGAGGAGGAAACUUCACCGGCUUCGAAUGAGUCAACAACGCCUGCGCCUAAACAGAAGGGUUCUUUCACGUGCGGUUUUUGUCGAGAGGAGGAUAUCCAGAAGACAUGCACACGUAAAAACGACUUGAAGAGGCAUAUUGAGGAUUUUCACAACACCAACGCUCAAUGGUUUUGUCGGCAAAAGGGUUGCGACAUGGUUUUUGACUGGCAGACGGCAUACAAAACUCAUCUCAAGCAAGCCCACGGUGGCUCCCGUAUGUCUCUCGAUGAAGCCAAGAUCAACCUUUGUCCUCAGACUGUUUUUGCUUGUGGCUUUGAGAACUGUACCCAAGUAUUUGAAGCGCCUAGCGACGACGAGGCCGACACUGUGUUCAAGGAGUUCGUGGCUCAUGUUGUGAAACACUUCGAUGAGGGUUCCAACAGCGGAGAAUGGACCUAUUCGGGAAGAAUGCGAAACUUGCUUCGACAGAAUGGUCUCGUUCGUGCCUGGCAAGGUUCAUCUUGGGGUGAGGAUGACCGAAGUCAAUUACAGUGGCAUCCUCAGUCCAGCGGCAUUCUCCGCAAGCGCCUCGAAACAAGGCAUCUGGGGGAUUUGCAGCUUCUUGUUCAGUAUGCCAUUGCUCUUGGCUCAGAACCAUCGUCUAUCACAAAAUAUCGCGAGGACUUUGUCAACCCUGUCAAGGACCAAUGUCGUCAAGUCAUCAUGGGACACAAGUCUCGGGCACCUCCCCUGCCGCCCUCGGGCCCGACCCCAAGCGCGGAUCAGUACCAGUUCCGCAUUUCCCGGGGAAACACAAACCACAAUCCCAAUCUGGCGGCAUACAUGGCUACACAGCGCCGGGCAUACCCAGCAAGGGCCGGCCCCGUUCGUUCUGGUCGCUCUGCUCGCCCCCCGCGGCAGGCCAUGCCCGCAACUUCAUCAGCCCCGAGCCCGAUGCCACACCAUUUCCAGUACCCCAAUAUGGGGGUAGUACCAAUGUAUGAUCCGCGACAGCAGCACCAACAGCAGCAGUUUGCCAUGAUGCAGCAAGCCAAUGGGGGUAUCAUUGCUGAGGAUUUGCGAAGCCUUCAGUCCAUGACCAACGGUGUACCAGAACGGGACAUUGAUAUGGCCGACACCGAAAUGAUGGACCCUUCAUUCAUGCAACAGCCCAACUUCUCGGGCCCUUACGAACCUCAGGGCAUGACUACCUCCGCGGCGGAUGCUUCAUGCCUUACACCUACAGACCAUAUGAACCAACAUAUGACGUUUGGUUUCGAUACAGCAUAUUCCUGA
This is a messenger RNA of Fusarium coffeatum, 1644 nucleotides long. RefSeq lists its product as uncharacterized. The record is from RefSeq and is a predicted model, not a curated record. The transcript has 2 exons. NCBI's taxonomy places the organism in Eukaryota, Fungi, Ascomycota, Sordariomycetes, Hypocreales, Nectriaceae. Bases 1 to 1644 code for a protein of 547 amino acids.